Haliotis rubra (blacklip abalone) is the source of this 2359-nucleotide messenger RNA. Its product is annotated as alpha-(1,3)-fucosyltransferase C-like. The coding region runs from base 275 to 1621 and encodes 448 amino acids. Lineage: Eukaryota; Metazoa; Mollusca; Gastropoda; Lepetellida; Haliotidae. The transcript is spliced from 2 exons. Gene Ontology annotation, molecular function: alpha-(1->3)-fucosyltransferase activity. The record is from RefSeq and is a predicted model, not a curated record. Gene Ontology annotation, cellular component: membrane.
CGCACAGCUGUAUUGUAUAAAUAUCCGGAUUCGCUGGGUUAUCCGGACCUGGCCACUUCAGGUCAUCGCUGCUACGAAACGCUAACGCCCCUGGUUAUGUGAGAUAAACGCGAUAGCUCCCCGAUCACUGAGGUCCAUACAAAGCGAGCGGGUUAUUUUUACCAAGCACACCCGUCAAGUAGGUCAAGACAUUCUGUACAACUGCCUCCCUCCCUGUUCCACCCGACAGGACACGCAUAGUUCUACUGUCGACAGAGACCAAAACAUCCCUGAAAUGUCUCUAAGUUGUCGGAAGCUCCUUCGACUACGGACAGUAUUAUGCAUCAUUUUGUCUCUGUCCCUGGUGACGCUGAUCACCUUCCACGCCAGAGAGCCAGUACGAGUAGCCAUAUCCGGUAUUGCGCAGAACCUACCCAGUUUACCUCGUGUAAGUCUUCCCAGAUGGGAGAGACAACGCCAGUUUCUUGAUAACGUGAAUGUGUACAAAAUAACAAAUACUGAUCCUUUGGCAUGGACAAAAAGUGUCCUUCCGCCGCAUCCCUCGGGGAAAUUCAUGAAUAAUAUCAAUCCUAAUUUACGAGAAGUAACAUUUAAGGACACAAAUAUCGCAGUUUUGGGCACAGGCGGAAGAAUCCAAAAUGGCGGCAAAGUAGUGCCGAAAUCUCCGACCCAAUCAAAGCUGGGACGGAAGCGAAUCGUGGUUGUAAAUAACCCAGGAUGGAAUUGGCUCAGAAUGGGAGAAGUGGGAUUAAAGGACUGCCCCGUUGACUGCAUCUUGACCGAUGAUGUGUCCCACAUACAAACGGCUGACGCCCUCAUAUUCUAUGCUGUUGGAUACUACGGAACAAUACCCGUGCGAAAGUUAGGGCAGGUAUGGGUUUUCUUCUCUCUGGAAAGUCCAACCUAUUCCUUGUCCGGGUCUUUCGGACAACCCGGAUGGCAUGGUCAGAUUAACUGGACAAUGACAUACAGAUCGGACUCUGACAUCUGGUAUCCUUAUGGUCGUGUUAAUAGGCGGAAGGAUUUACUUACAAAGAACUACACUGCUCUCGCAGUCAAAAAGACAAAACAAGCGGCUUGGGUGGUGAGCCAUUGUUCGACAUAUAGUAAAAGAGAAGAAUUUGUGCAGAUGCUUAAACAGCACGUCCGUGUUGAUACGUUUGGUGGGUGUGGUACUCUCCCUUGCGGAAAUGAAGGCAGUUAUGAGUGUUUUCAAAUGUUGACUAACGAUUAUAAGUUUUAUAUGUCACUUGAGAACACGAUGUGCUCUGACUAUGUGACGGAGAAACUGUUCCGUACGAUCAUGGCGGCGGAUAUUGUGCCAGUAGUGAGGGGGUCUGCCGAUUAUACUAAAUAUAUGCCCCCCAAGUCGUAUAUAAACGCUGAUGAUUUCAGCACUGUGGCAGAGCUUGGGAAAUAUCUUAAUUACCUCGAUACAAAUACGACAGCAUAUGUUGAGUAUUUACAGUGGAAAAAAUAUUAUUUUGUUGUGGAAAAACCAAAUCCCACUUGUGAGAUUUGCAUGAAGCUCUUAGAACCGGUGAAAUAUAAAAAGGUUUAUGAAGAUGUGUAUUCUUGGUGGACGAAGGAUAUAUGUCAUUCACCCAAACAGAUUGUUUGACGUAAAGUUUAUUUGAGUGAAUUGAUACGAACUAUUAGUUGACAUUUGUUGUAACCUCAACGAAGUGUUGGUCAUGAAAGUCGUCUUGUUAUGACUGAUUGGGAUCAUGGUCUCGCAGGAGAGGCAUUUCACUGUCCAAAAUUGCGUCCUUUAGAUUUUCCAAGGUUCUUUUCAUCAUGAAACCCCUGUGUGGUCUAUGUGCGUCUGCCCGGAGAGGAGGGUUGUGGUUAGAUCCGUGUUGUUCCACAAGACGUUAAAAUGAUGGUACUUGGUCUUUCUCUGCUCGUCUAGCUCAGUGAAAGGACAGGUCGUAAUGUGGUAGAGUAAUGUAUCGAAGUUAAACAACUCCGUUAUGGCAUCUCAGAGGGCUAGAUAUAAAUAUCACAUACAGACAGACAGACAGACAGACAGACGCACACACUCAGGUUUCGUUGAAGGGCAUAGUUUUUUUGUUUCACGUAGCCACCAAAUUCUGAACAUAGAUCGGUCGGUCGGGAGAAAAACAACACAUAAAGACGAAAUUAUCUGAAUAGUGUUUUUUUAUUCUUAUUUACAAUUUCUCGCGUUCUCUGGACUGCUUGUGGCAGCCACUGAGAGUAAUUAUUGUCUACAAUAAAAUGUCCUAAUGACUUAAUUUAGUGCUUGAAUGCAUGAGUUUAUAGAGUUCAUAAAUUAUAAAAGGUUAUCAAAUGAAAAUGACACGACUACGACUGUACAAGGCAUAUGAAGGUCAUACUU